Messenger RNA from Tetrahymena thermophila SB210, 4329 nucleotides. RefSeq names its product transmembrane protein, putative. The transcript is spliced from 6 exons. The record is from RefSeq and is a predicted model, not a curated record. NCBI's taxonomy places the organism in Eukaryota, Ciliophora, Oligohymenophorea, Hymenostomatida, Tetrahymenidae.
AUGUAGUAACUAAGUUCAUAAUGCCAUAACAUAACUAGUACUAUUUAGACAAUACUUAUGUUUGAUAACAAAAAAUACUCCUUCAGUUUGAUGAAUAGCUAUUCUUUAUUGAAGAUAGUAGCUAUUUACAAAGCUUAUGUCAACAAUUAAAUAAGACAAUCUAUUUAGUAUGAACUGAAAGCAGCAGAUUUGGUAAAAAGAGAAGCUUGCAGUAAUUCUGAGCUUAUAACGAAUUCUGAUAUUAUCAAAGGUAAUGUUGUAACCAUACAAGCAAGUUUUCUGAAAGCAAAAGGGAAAAUAAUAAACAGUAAUAAAGAGAAAAUCACAAGCUUUUUUGGUUACAAAUUAGAAGAAGAAUAAAGAAUUUAAAAUCUAAAUGAUAUUAUUCCUUCAUUUAUUAACAAAAUCCAUCCACAAUUGAUGAACAAUCUAAUUAUUAAGGGAUAUUCUCCAUACAUAAAUUAAAAUUUGCAUACUUACUCUAUAAAUAAAUAAGGAUUUAUUUUCCCAAUUAACUUAAAAUUUGAUUAUAUAAACACAAUUAAGGAUGACUUUGUGCUUAAUGGAUGCAUCCAAAAAUAUGAUAACCUAAAUGAAUAUAUUCUUAUAGAUUCACUAGGAUUUAUUUAAGGUGUAACUGAAUAAAUCUACCACUAAAUAUUCGAUUUUGCCAAAAAUAUGAAAACAAACACACUAAAGCAAUAAAAUAACUCUGUAUAAAAAUUGAACCUUGAGCAAAUAAUUGAUAAAAUUAAUAUCUUUUAUAUCAUGCCUUCCUUAUUUCAAUAUAUCUAGACGUAAUCUUCCAAUUAAAUAAAAUCUUUUCAAUCUCUAAAAAGUGUUGAUGAUUUUUCUAAAAGCAACUUUAAUUACGAAAAUUAGCUCAAUAACUAAAAGGCAAUAAUUACUCUGCCUAUUAAUUUAUAAAAAAUAUCAAAUUAAUUAAAUGAAAACAGAAAAAAGAAUCAGCCUUAAUCUAUACCUGAAAGAGGAGACAAAUUAUUGAACCAGAGCUAACUUAAUGAUUUGUCUGGAGAACAAAAUUUUUUCCACAAAUAUUAACUUUACUUUGAAAAGAACAGAUAGUUUUGGAGUGACUAAAAUAGCCUAAAUAAAUUAAUUAUACAAUUUAAUAUAAUAGAAAAGCAGUUUACUUAUAUGGUUAAUGAUUUAGAAUAAGUGAGCUAAAAAUAUUAUGUCUUAGAAAUAAACGAUAUUAGUUAGCUUGAUAUUUAAAUUCCAAAGCUUGAGGAAUAGUCAACUUAGAGUAAUAGCUUAACUCAUAAAUCAUAAGCAAUGGAAAAUGAGAUUGUUAGCUUGAAAAUAAGAAAUAGGGUAGAAAGUUUUAUGUAAAAUCCUUCUCAAUUGUAAAUACCCAUUUUAACCAAUAAUAACUCCACUCCAUUACUGAGUUUCACGAGAGGCUAAGAAGAUUCUGACACUUUUAAAGGUGGUUAUGACACUUUUCGUAUAGAUGAAAUAGAAAGAUCUUAUUCAAAAAGACUUAUAAAACCAGUAGUUGUAAAUACAAUGGAAUAGCAUCAUAAUUAAGGAAAUACAACAAAUACUAUCUUAGGAGGUAUUUAGUAAAUAUAUUUUAACUAAGAUAAAAGUUUAGUCUCUGCAUAAAAAAAUGAAUUUUCAUUUGAAUCAGAAAGCCACUAAAGCUCUAUUAAAAAAGCAGAGAUCGAGGAAAGAUAGGGAAUAGGCUCGUUUAUAGCAAAGGACUUUAAAAAUUAAGAAAAUCAAGCUUAUUAAUAUGAUGGAAACAAUAUUUCUUAGAGUGAGUUACAGAUAUAGAUUAUUAACUCUCUUCAGAGUCCCACUAAUAGAGAUAAAUACUUUACAUUAAAUAAUUUAAUUAGUCCUAAAUCACCAAAUGAAAUAUUGCUACCAACUUAUUAGAAAGCAGAAGGAGAUGAUGCAAAUAAAAUAGUUACUUAAGUAGAAAAUGAUAUUUAUUCUUACAGAAAUGGAAGAUCAUCAUUUUCACAAAUAGAAAUACCGGAAUCUCCUAUAAAAUUAUAUAAAAAUUAAUCAAGUAUUUUAAAUAUAAGUGAUAUUAAUUUGAUGGAAUAAAACAGCAUUAGAAAGUCGAGAAAUAAAUCUAGCAAAAGAUAAACAAUAACAUUUAACAUGACAGAAUCUAGCAAAUCUAAUAAAUAGUAAGAAACCUCUUUAUUAUGGAAAAGAGUUAGUUUAAACAAAUAGGCAACUGUAUUUAAGUUCAAUUCAGGUGGUAUAAAUGAAAUCCUUUAACAUUAAUUCUCAGAAGUUUCUAAAGACGACAAAACUUAAGUCUCAAAUUAGAGAGUUUCUGAUUUAUUAAAAUCUGAAGACUAAAAAGAAGAUAAUAUAAACAAUAAAUAUAUAAUUAAGAAUUAACCAUCUAUAACAACACUUUCUUCUUUUACUAAAUGUACCGACAAUGAUGUAAUUUAAUCAAUAGCAUUCAAGAAAAAUCCAAGAAUUAUCAAUCUUUUAAACCUUGUAUUAAUUGGUCGUUUUACAAUUAUUCUCUUUUUACUGCUCUCUGCAUCUAUUAUUUUGAUAGUAGAUGCUUAGUAGCUUAUUGAUGACUUUGGACUAAUUCAGAAAUUUAAGAGUAGCUACUAACUUUAUAUUCAAGAGUUUAUAACAGGCUUAAAUCUUUUUGGCAUGAAUGACGGAUCAAUAUAUAGCUCUGAAAUUACUUAAAAAUACUAGUCAAGUUUAUAGCAAUAAAUUUAUCAAUUUGGAGAAGAUUUUUCUGAUAUGGCAAAGUAAAAUUCAAUACUGUAUUCUCUUUAUCUUUCAAACAGUAACUUAUAACCUAUUAACACAGUGAUUUACAGUGGGCAGUAAUUUAAUUUUUAGGCUGCUGUAUAACCUUUAGAGUUUGUUAUGAAAACAUUUAAUGCUUUGCUCUCACUUGCAUUUUCUUCUGACCGCUCAAAUAUUGAAGGGCUUUUCUAUUUAGUUGCUAAUUCUCUAUCUUCUCUUCAAACUUUUCAAUCUUUAGAAGAAUAAUUUUCAGACAGUUUCUAUGAUACUUAUUCAAAUUUAAGCGAGAGAUAUAUUAUUUGUGGAAUUAUUGUAGGAUCUACUCUAAUUUGCAUAUUUGUCAUAACUUAAUUCUUCUUAUGCUAAUUAGCUAGAUACCAAGAAAAAAUUAUUUUUUUAGUUACUAAACUAGACCUAAAUGACGUUUAAUAUGAAAUCAGCAAGCUGUCUAACUGUUACACUGCUUUGAAUAAAGAAAAUGAUUAAUGGCUAUCAAUAAAUUUUAGCAAUAUAAUGUUUUAAUUUAACUAUAAAAAAAAUAUUGAAGAUAUUUCACUUUCUUAUAAAAUACAAGAAAAAAACACAAAAGGUGAUAAAAAGCAAUCAAAAAAAUAAAAACAAAAUCAAUAAAUAUAAAAUUAAGGCAAGAAUAAGUCAAAUCUAUAAUUUUCUUCUACAAUCUAGGGUUAGUCAGUUAGUACUGUAAAAUUUUAGCUUUUGCUGACUGUUGUUCUUGUACUAUGUUUAAUAUUGUUUACUGUAAUUUUGACACUAUCUUACAACAAAAGUUUAAAAAUGAAUCCAAGUAUAACCUUGUAAAAAAAGACUACAUAGCUUAUCUAUGCAACUAACACAGCUUUGCUAUUCACUGAUUUGCUUUCUGUGAAAUAGAUGACUUAAAAUUAAUACUUUCCAUAAAUUCAAACUUCAUAGUAUAUAUCAGUUAGUUUGUAAAGCGUAAAUGUAAUUAGAAAUUAUAUUAACUCAUUUGUGACCUACACAGAGAAUAUAGGAAACUAUGACUAAAAUUUUUAGAGUGAUUUAAAUGAUUAUUUUAGUUCUGAUUUGUGCAAUUUAUAUGACUCAAAUUAAUUCUGUACCGAUACUGCAAAUAUAGAUUAUUAAAUAAGGAGAUCCUUUGUUUCUUCUGGUUUGUCAGGACUUUUCUCAAGAUAUAAUUAAUAUUUUGGGAAUAUAAUAAGUGCAUUAACAAAUCAAAAUAGUUCCCAAGCUAAAUCUGAGAUAUACAACUUCAUGAAUAGUUAUGAUUAUGAAAUACUUAUUUUACAAGGAUUUUAGCUUCCUAUGCUGUCUUUAAAAGACUUUUUAGACUUAAUUAACUAAAAUAUCAUCAAUACAGCUAAUUCUUUGAAAAAUACUGAAAUUAUAUACUAUAUUAUAUUCUGCUCUAUUUUUUUGGUUAUGCUUUUAGCAAUAGAUAGCAAAGUAAGAUAGCAAAUAAUAGAAUAAGUCUCUAAACUAAAUUUCUCUCUAACAUUUAUUCCAAUUCAUAAGCAGCAUGAAGAAGUAAUGAUACAGAUGCUCAAAUAAAUUAAUAAUUCUUGA